AUGGUGAAGCAACUAUUGGCUAUCCUUCUACAGGCCUUAUUUUCGCAUAAAAUCUUUACUCAUUGUAACCCGGAGGUUAACCUGGAGGAUGGCGACUGUGGACCCGGUGAGCCGCUGUUCCUGACGCCGCUCCUCGAGCGUGGCGACGUCGCCGAGGCGCGGCGGCUGGCGCGCGUGUCUCUCUUCCACGACCUGCACAUCGAAAGCUACGCCGGCUUCUUCACCGUUGACAAAACCUACGACUCUAAUCACUUCUUCUGGUACUUUCCGAGCAUGUCCACUGACAGAGAAAACGACCCAAUCAUCUUCUGGUUGGAAGGAGGACCGGGAACUUCGGGGCUGAUUAAUGUAUUCAUGGGGAAUGGACCGGUUGCCAUAAGAAAUUACACGUUUGAGCGCAGAGAGCACCAUUGGGCGCUGAGUCAUCAUAUGAUAUAUAUAGACAGCCCAGUGGGGACUGGAUUUAGCUUCACCAAGCACUCGGAAGGUUACUGCACCGAUCAGACGCAAAUCGCUGAACAUCUGUACUCCAGCCUGACCCAGUUCUUCCAGCUCUUCCCAGAGCUGAAACAGAAUGAGUUCUUCAUCGCAGGAGAGUCAUACGGCGGGAAGUAUGUCCCGGCUCUAGGCUACGCUAUUCACAAGAAGAACCCCACAGCUGAAACCAAAAUAAACCUAAAAGGUUUAGCUAUCGGUAAUGGUGUGGUUAAUCCUGAACAUCAGCUCCUAUACGGAAGUUUUUUGUACCAAAUAGGACUCAUAGAUCUCAAUGAACGGAUAAUAUUCGAGAAAAAUGAAGCAAAGGCCGUGAAUUAUAUUAGAAACAGUCAGUGGAUAGAAGCGGAAGAUAUUGUUGUCGAAUUACUUGCGGGGCCCGAUUGUUAUUUUAAUAACUUCACUGGAUUUGAUAGCUAUUACAAUUUCUUGGAUCCUAAAAUAUAUUUUGCACAUUUAAAAACAGAAUAUGAGAGUGUUUUGAAAAAUAACUCUGUUCGAAACGCGAUCCAUGUGGGAGAUCUUACAUUUCAUAACGGAUCUGUACCACAUGAACAUUUAAGACAAGAUAUGAUGAAGUCUGUCGCGCCGUGGUUGUCUGAGCUCUUGGACCAUUAUCAUUGCUUGAUCUACAGCGGGCAACUGGACAUUAUAGUCGCUUAUCCUCUAACACUCAAUUACUUGCAGAAGCUGAACUUUAGCGGUUCUGAGGAGUACAGAACGGCGAAGCGUUCGAUCUGGCGCGUGGACGGGGAGAUAGCAGGGUACGCCAAGCAGGGGGGGAGGUUGGUGGAGGUGCUGGUCCGGAACGCGGGACAUGGGGUCCCAAUGGACCAGCCCAGGUGGGCUGUGGACAUGAUCCAGCGUUUUACCCAUAAUACAAAACAUUGGGACAGUUAA
Cydia fagiglandana is the source of this 1395-nucleotide messenger RNA. RefSeq names its product venom serine carboxypeptidase-like. Lineage: Eukaryota; Metazoa; Arthropoda; Insecta; Lepidoptera; Tortricidae. The record is from RefSeq and is a predicted model, not a curated record. The transcript has a single exon. Gene Ontology annotation, biological process: proteolysis. The coding region runs from base 1 to 1395 and encodes 464 amino acids. Gene Ontology annotation, molecular function: serine-type carboxypeptidase activity.